Molecule: messenger RNA, 989 nt
Organism: Apaloderma vittatum (bar-tailed trogon)
Lineage: Eukaryota; Metazoa; Chordata; Aves; Trogoniformes; Trogonidae
Product: atlastin-2-like
Exons: 8
Biological process (GO): endoplasmic reticulum organization; protein homooligomerization
Molecular function (GO): GTPase activity; GTP binding
Source: RefSeq, a predicted model, not a curated record
GUCAGCGUUAUGAGGAAGAAGAGGAGGAGGAUACCUUACCUGACUCAGAUGCCCUGCCAGACUCGGAUGACGAGGUGGAUUUGGAUAAGCCGCGUCCCAUACAGAUUGUUCUUGCUCAUGAAGAUGACCAUAACUUUGAAUUAGAUGAAGAAGCAUUGGAAAAAAUCUUGCUUCAGGAGCACAUCAAAGAUCUUAACAUCGUAGUUGUGUCUGUAGCAGGAGCUUUCCGCAAAGGAAAAUCUUUUCUUCUGGACUUCAUGCUUAGAUACAUGUAUAACAGGACUUCUCCUUGCUGGAUAGGUGGAAACACUGAACCAUUGACUGGAUUUACGUGGAGAGGUGGAUGCGAACGGGAAACCACUGGCAUUCAGGUUUGGAGCGAAGUGUUUGUAAUUGAUAAACCCAACGGAACAAAGGUUGCUGUACUACUCAUGGAUACCCAAGGUGCCUUUGAUAGCCAAUCCACUAUCAAAGACUGUGCGACGGUUUUUGCUCUGAGCACCAUGACGAGUUCUGUCCAGGUAUACAACUUGUCCCAGAAUAUUCAGGAAGAUGACCUUCAACAUUUGCAGUUGUUUACAGAAUAUGGAAGACUAGCUAUGGAAGAAAUUUACCAAAAGCCGUUUCAGACACUAAUGUUCUUAAUUAGAGAUUGGAGUUAUCCUUAUGAACAUGCAUAUGGCUUGGAAGGAGGAAAAAAGUUCCUAGAGAAAAGAUUGCAGGUAAAGCAAAACCAACAUGAAGAGCUACAGAAUGUAAGGAAGCAUAUUCAUUCGUGUUUCAGUAAUCUUGGCUGUUUCCUGUUGCCCCACCCUGGUCUUAAAGUUGCAACAAAUCCAAAUUUUGAUGGGAGGUUGAAUGAUAUAGAUGAGGAUUUUAAGAAAGAACUGCGGAAUUUGGUACCAUUACUGCUUGCCCCUGAAAACUUGGUAGAAAAAGAGAUUAGUGGAUCCAAGGUGACCUGUAGAGAUCUUGUAGAAUACUUCAAG